Lytechinus pictus (painted urchin) is the source of this 5660-nucleotide messenger RNA. RefSeq names its product L-gulonolactone oxidase-like. The record is from RefSeq and is a predicted model, not a curated record. Lineage: Eukaryota; Metazoa; Echinodermata; Echinoidea; Temnopleuroida; Toxopneustidae. Gene Ontology annotation, molecular function: D-arabinono-1,4-lactone oxidase activity; FAD binding. Gene Ontology annotation, cellular component: membrane. The coding region runs from base 20 to 1336 and encodes 438 amino acids. The transcript is spliced from 10 exons.
CCAGAUAUAACCAGCCACCAUGGAGGGAUACAUCUUCAGAAACUGGGCAGAGACAUUCUUCUGCAAGCCUGAGCGGUACUAUGAACCACAAAACAUUUCAGAGCUUACCCAGUUGGUCCACAUGGCUCGUAAAGAAGGGAAGAGAGUAAAGGUCUGUGGCAGUAGGCAUUCACCAUCAGAUAUCGCCUGUACAACGGGAUACAUGAUCAACAUGAAACACAUCAACAAAGUCAUAUCGGUUGAUGUUGACAAAUGUCAGAUUCAUGUAGAGGCUGGAGUCAAGCUGGAGAAACUCAAUAUUGAUAUCCUACCAAGACAUGGACUUGCUCUUAGUGUACUUGGAGCUAUCUCAGAGCAGACUAUAGCUGGCGCUAUUUCAACCGGUACUCACGGCACUGGAUACAAUCACGGUAUCAUGGCAACAAAUAUCGUUAGCUUGGAGCUGUUGACUGGGCGAGGAGAAGUCUUGCAGUGCUCAGCCUCAGAAAACCCGGAUGUUUUCAGCGCUGCCUGUUGUGGGCUAGGAGCUCUUGGUAUUAUUCUCACAGUGACCAUACAGUGUGAACCGGCAUACAGGCUGCAUGAGAUUCAGACCUCCACAACACUUGAUGACGUCCUGGAUAAUUUAGAUGCAUAUGUUGAAGGGAGUGAGCAUUUUCGUUUUCUUUGGUACCCUCAUACCGAUAUGGUGGUGAUAUCUAAGCUUAAUCGCACAGAGAGGAGCAUCUCUACGACACCACCCUCAUGGUUUUGGAACAAGUUAAUCGGUUACCAUGCGAUGGAAUUCUCCCUCUGGCUUAGUGAGUUUUAUCAACCCCUUGUUCCCUGGAUCAACUGGUUGUAUUUCUUGAUAUUUUCCUCGCAACCGAAGGAAAGGGUGGACAUCGGGCACAGAGUGUUCAAUUUUGACUGCCUCUUUAAACAGCUUGUCACUGAAUGGAACGUCCCGAGGAACAAGACUGGUGAAGUUUUGCGAGAGCUGAGAGACAACAUUGAUAAGAGACGUUUCUAUGCGCACAUGCCGACAGAGGUUCGCUUUACACGAUCUGAUGACAUCAUGAUAAGCCCGGCCAAUGGGAGAGAGACGUGCUUCAUCAACAUCAUCCAUUUCAGGCCUUAUGGAAGAAAAACUUUGAACACCAAGUACUGGGUGGUUUAUGAGGACAUUUUGAAAAGAGCAGGGGGAAGACCUCAUUGGGCUAAGGAGCACCCUCUGAGAAACAAGGAGUUAUCCGAGCUUUACCCAAGAUGGACAGAGUUCUGUGAUCUUCGGAAGAAACUGGAUCCUCACGGGAUGUUCCUCAACGCGUAUCUAGAAAGGAUUUUGUCAGACUAGACUUGCUGCCUGACCAACGGUGUUACUCUGGGGGCUCAUCAGGGAGGUCUUGGGGCUUUGUCUGGAAGAAACUAACAUCAUUGUACAAAAAAUCUCUCCAAUGCCGUCAUGUUCAUAGGAGAUUAGAUCCCAAUGGGAUGUUUCUAAACGCGUAUCUUGAGAGGAUAUUCUUAGACUACACUUCGCCUCCUGGUUGAUGGCAUUAUCCUGCGGGUUCAUCAGGGAGGUCUUGGGGCUUUGUCCGGAAGAAACUAACAUCAUUGUACAAGAAAUCUCUCAAAUGCCCUCAUGUUCAUAGGAGAUUAGAUCCCAAUGGGAUGUUUCUAAAAGCGUAUCUUGAGAGGAUAUUCUUAGACUACACUUCGCCUCCUGGUUGAUGGCAUUAUCCUGCGGGUUCAUCAGGGAGGUCUUGGGGCUUUGUCCGGAAGAAACUAACAUCAUUGUACAAGAAAUCUCUCAAAUGCCCUCAUGUUCAUAGGAGAUUAGAUCCCAAUGGGAUGUUUCUAAAAGCGUAUCUUGAGAGGAUAUUCUUAGACUACACUUCGCCUCCUGGUUGAUGGCAUUAUCCUGCCGGUUCAUCAGGGAGGUCUUGGGGCUUUGUCCAGAAGAAACUAACAUCAUUGUACAAAAAAUCUCUCCAAUGCCGUCAUGUUCAUAGGAGAUUAGAUCCCAAUGGGAUGUUUCUAAACGCGUAUCUUGAGAGGAUAUUCUUAGACUACACUUCGCCUCCUGGUUGAUGGCAUUAUCCUGCGGGUUCAUCAGGGAGGUCUUGGGGCUUUGUCCGGAAGAAACUAACAUCAUUGUACAAGAAAUCUCUCAAAUGCCGUCAUGUUCGUAAGAGAUUAGAUCCCAAUGGGAUGUUUCUAAACACGUAUCUUGAGAGGAUAUUCUUAGACUAGACUUCGCCUCCUGGCUGAUGGCAUUAUCCUGCGGGGUCAUUGGGGUGGUGUCCUGGGGCUUUGUCCGGAAGAAUCUAACAUGAUUGUACGAAUGUUCCUCAAUGCCUAUCUGGAAAAGAUUCUUUUUGACUGCGUGUAGACUCUGUUGCCUGACCAACAAAGGUAUAUUGAGGCUUCUUUGGGAAGAUAUUUAUUAUAAGAGUGAGCUAUACAGGGGUCCAAAAUAUUUUUUUUGUCAUUUCGAUAUGGCAGCAGGUUUAAAAAAUUCCUUUUAAUGUAUGUCAACAUGAUAUGACAUCUGUUUUUGUCUCGGGUACGAGAAAAAAGGGAGGCCCGGCUAAAAUACAAAAUGGCUGCCAAAACCCCCCAAAAUCACAGUUUGGGCCACAACCUCCUAGUUCGGUUGUCUUCUUCUCUGGUCUUGGUGUCUAUUGAUAUAUUUUGGGGGACAGGAAGAUGUGAUUUUUUUUUGGGGGGGGGGGGGGGGGGGUUGGUGGCCAUUUUGGAUUUUGGCCCGGCACACUUUUUCUCUGACCCGAGACAAAAUAUAUUGUCAUUUCAUGUUCAGAUACAUUACAAGGAAUUUAGAAAAAACUGUUGCCGUAUUAAAAAAAACCAGUAAAAGUAUUUUCGACAAAUGUAUAGCCCACUCCUAAUAUUAGGUAUUCUAUUGAAAGAUAUUUCAUCCCAACAGGAUGUUCCUCCUUGCAUACGUGGAUAAGUUUCCCAAAUUAGCCAGUAUUGUCUUACAGGUGGCUCAUGGCACUCAAAUAGGUCAGAGGAAUUUCUAGAUGAUCAGAAAAAUCCAAACCAUUACCUCAGAAAAAAAAAUUAAAAUUAAAAAUUGAAUUAGAAAUGUGGAAAGUUCAAGGAAUUCACCCUUUUUUCUAAAUUACAAAAGUCAUUCAAUAUCAUGUAUUUUAAUAAUAUAAUGUACUUUUGAAAUCAUGGACAUUGUCAGUUUCUUCCAAAAGGUCUCGGAAGUUUUAUUUAUUUAAGAUAUUCUUGUAAAUCAUGGAAUUGAUAAAAUCAUUUGCUGUGAGGUAGAAGGUCGUGCUCUUCAUUUUGUGGUCAAAUUUUAUGUGCUCAACUCUAUAAUUGUCAGGGUCCCGUCUUAGAGUUGCGAUUGAUCCAGUCAACUACACCUAUGGAAAGCCAGCAACGUCAAAAUCUUAAAUGCAUGUUCAUAAUAUUUUCUAGAUAUGAGGAGGCCCGCUAGCUCAGUUGGUAAAGUAGGGUUUUCGGAUUCUGGUGACCCGGGUUCGAUUCCCAUUUGGUGCGCUAGUGCCCUUUGGUAAGGCAUUAAUCCUCACUACCAGGUCCCUCGGAGCGGAAAUUAAGUCGUCGGUCCUCUGGUUGCGUGCUUACAAGCAUUCAUGCUUUCUCAGUAAUCAGGUAAAAUAUUACGACCAUUUACCAUAAUCCAUGAUGUAUAUUCAAACAUGCACCUUUUUAUUGAAAAUUCAGUGUGCUUUUCUUUGUUUUCAAAGAACCUCAUUAAAAUUCCCUGUAGAAAAAAAUUAUUUCCAUAUACUUGUGGUUGAUGGGAUCAAUCACAACUCUUUGUAAGACAGGACCCUGUUGUACAUAAUUGCAUGCUUGAAAAAUAGUGUGAUAUCCAGUAUCCAUUUAUCAUUUAUUAGCUACCUAGUACAAAUACUAAAAUGCAGUUGGGCAAUAGCUGGUCACAUGACAUCUUGGAUUGUGAUACUGAUUGUUUCCGCAUCUGGGCCGGUAUUAUAUGCUAUGUCUAAGUCCGAAUUUUACACAUUGUUCUAAUUGACAGCUAAGUACUUGAAGGGCCCCAUCUCUAACACAGAGCUGUGAUUGCUUUGAUCAACCAUUAACUAUGGAAAGCAGGCAAUGCCAACAUCUAAAAUGCUUGCUUGUUCAAACUGUUUUCUAGAUGCUCAUACAUUCAUUAAUAUCUUGACAAUUUAAUGUGCUCCUCUUUCUUUAUACCAAGUAUUGUGCAAAUUUCCUGAAGGAAAAAUUAUGACAAUGAUGGAUUUCCAUAUAGUUGAGUUUGAUCUUAUCAAUUGUAACGCUUGAAGACAGGGCCCAGGUUACGAAUUGUGUUAGCAGGUGAAUCUGUGCUUUUGAUAUAUAGCGAUGGGAAAGGUUUGCAAUACUUGUGGAUAACUUUGUUUGUUAUAUUUUUUUGGUCAAUGAAUCUAUUCUUUCCUGCCAAAGGCUGGGAAAGCCGUUCAUGGAAGCUGCUUAUGUCAAGUUAAAUUCUGCCCGGUGGGAUGCUUGAAAUUUUGAUUGCGAUUUGAUUAUGAAUACUGCUUUACUACAAAUUCUUGUGUUGAAUUAUCCAUUGAUGUGGAUGUGUGUGUGUGUUUAUGUGCAUGCUGUUUUUUAGAUGUCUGAUGUGGAUUGCUAGGUAGGGCAGAUGGCGGUUUGUUGUUUUAAUAUGUAGUCCAGACAUAGCACCAGAAUUCAAGUGAGACCAGCUAGUUGAUGACAUCACAAGGUUUUGAAGCCAUCAAUAAUGUGAUUGAUAACAAUUCUUGUCUCGCCUGCAUUGCAGAGCCGCCAGAGCUAGAUAGACGCCACUUUUCCGACGGCGUUGGUGGCGUAAAUAUUGUAAAUACCAUGGAAUGAUUGAUUAUUAUUGGCUGCUGAGUCCAGUUACCAUGGUAACUGUCAUAAUGACAGUGUUGUCAUAGUUUGAAGUCCUUAGGAAGCCGGUCUCUGGUUUACUUGGGCAUUGGUAUUUAUACGGAGGUUGGAGAAAAUUUAAUCAUGUUCUAAGAUUUAGCAACCUAAUUACUUGUAUAUGUUAGAUUUAACAAAAAUGCACUAGUAUAUUAUGGAGAUGUUUUGCAAUUCCUUUCUGUAAAAAAAAGAUACAUUUAAAAUAAUAAUAAUGCAGAUUCUGUGAAAGGAUUUCAGUUGCUAUCUUGAUUUAAUUCUUAAUUCAGUUGUGGUAUCUUGAAUAUUAAAUCAGAGAGUUAAUUACAGAGACAGUGUAAUCUGCAUUUUCAUACAAAUCAAAGCAUUUGCUUUCAGACUGAAAUUUAGUCAUUUUUGGACUUUGGACAUCUAAUAAUUAGAAUCUCAUACAUUGUAAUUAAUUCAGAUUUCUUUUGUCUAAAGAGGUUUUUUGUUUUGGGCAGAGUCAUCUGUAUGUGCAGUACCGGUAUAUAUGUCUGUUAGUUAUUUUCUGAAGAUUUACAUGUAUGACUCUAUACUGCUCUGGAUUCUUUUCUUCAUAUACUUUGUUACUGUAAAAACUUUUGAAUAGUUUUGUGAUGUGGUGAUAGAGAGUAGGACAAAUUGUAGGAUUUUUAUCUGAAUUAAGUAGGAUUUAAAGGGGAAACUCUAUUCUCAUAGAAAGAGCAUUUUUGAAACUUCAAUGAUUUUGGGUUUGUUUUCCCAACUUUUGUAGGAAAAUAGGAUUUUAGGCUUGAAAAUUGGAU